AUGGCUCCUCCUCGUUGCACCGCACCACCACCACCACCACCACCAAUCGCCCGCGAAACCGUCAAGGCGGCGACGCACAAGGGGCGUCUUUUGCACAGGUCCCUGGCCAAUCCUCCGCACAUGGUGGCAUCCGCUCUCGGGAGCACCUUGCACCUCGCCAAUGGCCGGACUGUGAUUGACGCCUGCGGUGGUGCCGCCGUGGCAAUCAUCGGCCACGGCAACCAAGAGGUCCUGGAUGCCGUCGUCGCGCAGGCCCAGAAAGUCAGCUACGUCCAUACGCAGUCGUACAGCACGCCCGUAGCCGAAGAGCUGGCCGACUUGGUUCUCGACGGGAAGCCUCAUGGGCUCGAGAAGGCGCUCUUCCUCGGCAGCGGCAGCGAAGUCACGGAGGCGGCGUUGAAGCUGGCGCGCCAAUACCACUUUGAGCGCAAUGAAGCGCGCCGGGUGCACCUUGUCUCCCGGAAGCAGAGCUACCACGGGAACACUAUGGCCUCCAUGUCGGUGUCGCAUAAUCUGGCGAGGAAGAGGCCCUACGAGGGAUUCGAGUAUCCGCACGUGUCGCACGUCACGCCGCCGUACGCGUACCGGUACAAGCUGGACGGCGAGACGGACGGGCAGUUUACGGCGCGUCUUCUGCGGGAGCUGGAGGGCGAGUUUCUGAGGGUCGGCCCCGAGACGGUGGUUGCUUUUAUUUGUGAGCCGAUUAUUGGCGCCACCGCCGGCUGUGUCGUUCCGCCGGCCGGAUAUCUCGCGGGUGUGCGAAGCAUCUGCGACAAGUACGGCAUCCUCCUGAUCUUGGACGAAGUCAUGUGUGGUACAGGGAGGACGGGCACAUUCUUUGCGUUUGAGCAGGAGCACGUCGUGCCGGAUAUCGUCACCGUCGCCAAGGGUCUGGGUGGUGGCUAUGCUGCCAUUGCGGCUUUGUAUGUGCACGGCAGGAUCAUCGACACCCUUCGACAGGGAAGCCAGGCCGUCAUCCAUGGCCACACAUACCAAGCUCACCCGGUGUCCUGUGCUGCCGCCUUGGCCGUGCAAAAGAUCCUGAAGAGAGGCGGCCUUGUCGAGAGGUGCCGGGAUAUGGGUGUUGUUCUGGAGAGAUUGCUUCGGCGGGAGCUAGCCGAGUGCAGGUCUGUGGGCGACAUCCGGGGCCGCGGCUUGUUCUGGGCCGUCGAGUUCGUCAAGGAUGCCGUCACAAAGGAGUGUUUUGAUCCCUUGAUCGGCUUCGGCGCCAAGGUGACGCAGAUCUGUCUUGAAAAGGGCGUUGCUGUGUAUCCGGGUUCUGGGACCGUGGAUGGGUUGAAGGGCGAUCAUGUGUUGUUGGCGCCGCCCUACACGGUGACGGAGGAGGAGUUGGUGACGGUAUGCCGGACGUUGAGGGAAUCUAUUUUGUCUCAAGAGGCCCGGUAUUUGUAUGCCAGGGCAAAUUCUUCAAGCCCAUGA
This is a messenger RNA of Metarhizium album ARSEF 1941, 1440 nucleotides long. Its product is annotated as Aminotransferase class-III. The coding region runs from base 1 to 1440 and encodes 479 amino acids. The record is from RefSeq and is a predicted model, not a curated record. Gene Ontology annotation, molecular function: transaminase activity; pyridoxal phosphate binding. The transcript has a single exon. Lineage: Eukaryota; Fungi; Ascomycota; Sordariomycetes; Hypocreales; Clavicipitaceae. Gene Ontology annotation, cellular component: cytosol.